AUGGCUCAUUCUAAGCAUAUAGACAAAGUUCUUGAUAGGUAUAGUGAUGAAACUAUAGCAAAUAACCGUUUAAGGUUGAAGAUAUCCAUUGAUGCUAUUCGAUGGCUUGCAUUUCAAGCAUGUGCAUUUAGAGGCGACGAUGAAAGUCCUGGAUCUUUGAAUAGGGGAAAUUUUAUUGAGUUAAUUAAGCUUUUAACUUUAUGCAAUCAGAAUGUUAAUAAUGUUGUCCUUGAAAAUGCUCCUGGAAAUGCUCAAUAUAUAUCUCCUUGUCCAAAGAAGUUUGCUAUGUUCAUCAAUUCUUUUCAACUUACACUAAUUGUGAAUGUUGUGACUGUUUCUCCUAAACGUCAUGAUCUGUUAAGGGUUGCUCAAGCAAAUAAUGUUGCAAACUUAAACGCCGAUGAUCAACUUGUGACAGGUAGUGGACUUAAUCAAAUUGGUACUUUGCAAAGAGCUGGAGAUACUAGAUGGGGGUCUCAUUUGAAUUCUGUACGUAGCUUGCUAUGCAUGUUUGAUGCUACUUGUGAAGUUCUUAAAAAAAGCACUGAAGAAGGUAAUUUCUCCACUCGUGGUGAUGCUAGUGCUGCUUAUGAUGCUAUCACAUCCUUUGAAUUUGUCUUUGUUUUGCAUUUGAUGAGAAAUAUUUUGGAAAAGAGGCGAACUUGCAAAAUUGUCGACCAAAUUUCAGUGGAGAAUCAUUACCGUGUUAAUUUAUUUCUGGCUGUAAUUGAUACACAGUUGCAAGAGCUUAAUGGAAGAUUCAAUGAUCAUAUGGUGGAAUUGCUUACUUUAAGUUCAACUUUAGAUCCCAGAGAUAAUUAUAAGUUCUUCAGUGUCAACAAAGUAUGUGAAUUAGUAGAACGAUUUUAUCCAGGUGACUUCAGUGACCAAGAGAAAUUUCACAUUAGAAUGCAAGCUCAACAUUAUGAACUUGACAUUCCUAAUCAUGUUGAGUUAACUAACUUGUGCACAAUUUCGGAGUUAUGUCAAGGAUUAACGAAGACAGGAAAGUCUUUAACAUAUCCUUUGAUUGAUCAUUUGAUUUGCUUGGUAUUAACUCUCCCUGUUUCAACUGCUACAACUGAGAGAUCUUUUUCAGCUAUGAAUAUUGUGAAGAAUAGACUCAAAAAUAAAAUGGAAGAUGAAUUUCUUGCUAAUUGUCUUUUGAUUUACAUUGAGAAGAAGAUUACUGAAAGAUUUGACACCGAUUCUAUUAUCGAUGAAUUUUAUGAUAUGAAGAAUCGACGUGUACCACUUCGUUAG
This is a messenger RNA of Arachis duranensis, 1263 nucleotides long. RefSeq lists its product as uncharacterized. NCBI's taxonomy places the organism in Eukaryota, Viridiplantae, Streptophyta, Magnoliopsida, Fabales, Fabaceae. Bases 1 to 1263 code for a protein of 420 amino acids. The record is from RefSeq and is a predicted model, not a curated record. Gene Ontology annotation, molecular function: protein dimerization activity. The transcript is spliced from 3 exons.